AUGUUAAAAUUUAAAAAUAUAUACAAAUUAUUAAUAUAGGUUAAGCCAACUCCUAAUCCAAAUUUUCUUAAAUUUAUUCCAAAUGGAAAAUAAGUAAUGGAAAAUGGAACUUAUGAUUUCUCAAGAGCAAAAGAAGCUCAAUGUUCACCACUUGCUUAAAAUUUAUUUAAUAUAAAUGGAGUGACUAGAGUAUUUUAUGGAAGGGAUUAUAUAUCAAUAGCUAAAAAAGAAGAAAGUAAAUGGGAUGAUUUAAAACCUAAGAUUUUUGAAUUGAUAUAAUAAUAAUAUGAAUUGAAUGAAGAUGGUUAAGAGAAAUUAUUGAUAUUUGAGGGAUUUAAUUAAAAUUAAGACACAAUUAUUAAUGAAGAUGAUAGUGAAGUAAGAUAUAAUUUAAAAUGAUAUAGCCUGUUUAAAUGAUUAAAGAGAUUAUAGAUAAUCGUAUUAGACCUACAGUUUAAGAAGAUGGAGGAGAUAUAGUAUUUAGAGAAUUUGAUGAAUAAAAUGGAAUUGUUUAUUUAUAUAUGAAAGGAUCUUGUGCAGGAUGUCCUUCUUCAGCAAUUACAUUAAAAAAUGGAAUAGAAAGAAUGCUUUGUCAUUAUGUAGUUGAAGUUAAAUAAGUGAUUGCUGAAGAUUAUAUAGGAUCUGAUUGA
Paramecium primaurelia is the source of this 650-nucleotide messenger RNA. Lineage: Eukaryota; Ciliophora; Oligohymenophorea; Peniculida; Parameciidae. The record is from the annotation of a GenBank genome assembly.